Baudoinia panamericana UAMH 10762 is the source of this 738-nucleotide messenger RNA. RefSeq lists its product as uncharacterized. The record is from RefSeq and is a predicted model, not a curated record. The transcript is spliced from 2 exons. Lineage: Eukaryota; Fungi; Ascomycota; Dothideomycetes; Mycosphaerellales; Teratosphaeriaceae. Bases 1 to 738 code for a protein of 245 amino acids.
AUGGCCGGCUCUGGCAAGCAGCCACCCGAGGUGCAGGCUCGGAUCAGAGAGCUGCUCGAGGCAGGCUUUGACCCAACGACUAUACACCGAAAGCUGAAGGUGGGAAGAAGUUCCAUCUAUCGCAUGAAGCGAUGCCUUCAGCAAUAUGGAUCAGCCUAUCUACCCGUAGAGCUGAACAAAAAGAACGGCAGACCCAAAACGCUCAAUGCGGAGCAGGAGCUCGAAGUGAGAGAAUGGUUACGUGACUCCAAGAACAGGACUCGGUACCUUGACGACCUUGUCUGGCUAAUACAUGACCGUUUCAACGUCGUCUGCAGCACCACUACGAUGUCGAAGUUGAAGCGGAAAUGGUUACUUGUCAUAGAAGCCGAGGAAGCCGGGCAGCCGCUGGAUGAAGAGACCAGGAAGUUGGUCGCCGAGACCCAUCCGCUCCUAUCAAUCCUACAGCAACAGCCACCGCUAUCUGGGACAAUGACGAUGUCAGAGCCCCAGCGUGACGAGGCGCAUGAGUUUGCGGUGCAGCAAGACCACGUCUCGAAACCGAAGCGUGGUUUUCUCGACGAUGAUUCGCCCGCGUACCGGCAGGCCGAGCCUCCGAUCGAUUCGCGCCUUCUAUUGUCUAGCCCGCAAAUUCGUGGGAUGGUAUCAGACUUUCAAUGUGCACCGCCACCACCGCAGCAACUCACAGAUGCUCAUCUGGAGCAUCAGUUCCAGUGCGGCGUGGGUGCUCCAGAAUGA